This is a messenger RNA of Dovyalis caffra, 798 nucleotides long. Lineage: Eukaryota; Viridiplantae; Streptophyta; Magnoliopsida; Malpighiales; Salicaceae. The record is from the annotation of a GenBank genome assembly.
AUGGGAGAUUCUGGCGAAGUAACUGCUCGUCGAGGACGAGUUCAAUCGCAAUUGGUGGCUCAAUCAAAAGGGAAAACAGUUGUUGUUUACAAUAAAGAUGGUGAGCGAGUUCAUAAAUCUACGGUGGUAAUGGAUUUGAAAGGUAGGAAGAUUGCGUAUGACUCAGGCUGCAUUCUAUUGGGCCAGCUUUUGAGGGGUCGAAGAAAACUCUCUGUGGGGUCAUUUAGCAGUAAAAUGACUGUUAGGAAGAAUAUAGCCGUUGCCAAUUCAGUACAACAGCGUAAGUGGAGAGACAUGUUUCAUUCUCAUAUUGGAGAAGGGGAGCUGGAAUUUGUGGAACCUACUAUGCAAGAUGGUGAAUCCGUUGCCUCAAUUACAAGACAGACCGCAGUGGAGGGUUUGAGCAACUGGACAUAUUGCUUAGUUGGGAGUUUUUUUGGCAAAAAUCUCAAGUUAUCAACGAGUACCGCUGGUGUCAACAAUUUAUGGGGCGGGGACGGCAACAUUGUGAUCAUUCAUGACAGUUUCUCUAAUAUUGUGGAGGCUCCAUCUCUGGUGGAAAACAGUAUGGAUCUGGGUCAUAAUUCAUUUGGUGUUCUAGCUCUAUCAGAGGAUCUUAAUGCUGAUUCUGAUAAGGAUGCUACUACAGAAAUGAUUCAUGGUAGAUGGACAAGGCAAGCCUUUGCAAAUGUCUCAAUUAUCACUGACUUGCUGAAGCCGAAGGCCAGGAAGGUUAAUGCAAAGAAGAAGGGCAAAGGGAAAGUCAGUAUUAAGAGUCGAAUGGGUGGUGGUGUUUAA